AUGGAUUAUAUACACUCCUUCCUCUCUUGUCCAGUCUUGGGGAUCAGCUGCGGCGUCAUUCUCAUCUUCCUUGAAAUUGUCGUCCACGAUGUGUACUUGUGGACGUACCUUCCUCCUGGUCCUUGCCCUAUUCUACUGGUUGGCAACAAGCUUCAGAUCCCGUCGAAGCACCCCGGGAUCAAGUUCCAGGAGUGGUCGAGGAUAUAUGGCCCAAUAUAUACUAUAUGGCUAGGUCGCCGGCCAACAGUGGUCAUAUCUGACCCGUCAAUUGCCUCGGAGCUGCUCGAAAAACGGUCUAAAAAAUACAGCACACGCCCACGGUUUGUCACCAUGGGUGAGAUAUACUGGGAUAUGGCCAGCAUUCUUGUUCAACCUUAUGGCAAAGAAUGGCUCAUUCGCCGCCGGCUCUUGCAUUCUGCCCUGACGCCUCGGGCCCUAGAACACUACAAACUACUGCAGCCGGCCGAGUCAAGUCGGCUAUGCUAUCAGCUACUAGAAGGUGCAGCCGAAUGGGAAUCGCUAUUUGACCGGCUCGCCUCGUCGAUCGUGUUCGCCGUCUCGUAUGGUCACCGUGUCGAUAGCGCUAAGUCACCCGUGAUUAGACAGCGACUUGAAUUCAUGCAAUAUGCGUCCAGUUUGAAUGCUCCAGGAGCAUACCUGGUGGAAUCCUUUCCCAUGCUGAAGUAUCUACCCGAUUGGAUUGCCCCAUGGAAGGCGGAAAUCAAACGCCGUGGCUGUCUUGAGGCUGAGGCCAAUAUGGCACUUGUUCGUGUGGUGCGACAGGAUAUAGAGUCCGCGAAGCAGUCCCCGGGAGCAGAGCCUCUUUUUAAUAGUUUGACCAAGCAGCUCCUCGAGACCAGAGACUCAGAUCCCACGGCAUUUCCGUUGACUGAGCGGGAUUAG
Messenger RNA from Aspergillus pseudonomiae, 903 nucleotides. Its product is annotated as cytochrome P450. The record is from RefSeq and is a predicted model, not a curated record. NCBI's taxonomy places the organism in Eukaryota, Fungi, Ascomycota, Eurotiomycetes, Eurotiales, Aspergillaceae. The transcript has a single exon. Bases 1 to 903 code for a protein of 300 amino acids. Gene Ontology annotation, molecular function: oxidoreductase activity, acting on paired donors, with incorporation or reduction of molecular oxygen; monooxygenase activity; iron ion binding.